This is a messenger RNA of Trichoderma virens Gv29-8, 2508 nucleotides long. RefSeq lists its product as uncharacterized. The coding region runs from base 1 to 2508 and encodes 835 amino acids. The record is from RefSeq and is a predicted model, not a curated record. Gene Ontology annotation, biological process: vacuole inheritance; positive regulation of phosphatidylinositol biosynthetic process; protein localization to vacuolar membrane. NCBI's taxonomy places the organism in Eukaryota, Fungi, Ascomycota, Sordariomycetes, Hypocreales, Hypocreaceae. Gene Ontology annotation, cellular component: fungal-type vacuole membrane; PAS complex. The transcript is spliced from 2 exons.
AUGGCGAAUCAUCAGCCCACACCUGGUGCGCCUGCGUCCGGUACGACGUCCAGCACCAGUGCCAAUCCAAGUGCCAGCGACAGUGCCACUGCCACGGCGACGUCAACACACUCGUCCGCCAGCAACUCCGUCACCCAUUCACCCAUGGGCUCCCGAGACCCCUCCCCGACCCGUCAUCCCCGGAGAGCAACAUCAACGUCGGGCAGGAUCAACGGCGCAAGAUCACGGAAUAACAGCCAGCAGGCUCAGAGCCCGUCUCGCCAGGUCAAGUCAACCCUUGGCGGGCCUGCCUCCGGUCUUCGAAGCCUCUCCGCGACCACCACGCCAACCCUCGUGCCCGUGACCGCCAACCAAGACUCGCAGAUCCACGUCCAGGCACCCGCACCGCAAAAGCCUGCACUGUCGUCCGAGUUGAGAGACAGCACGAAAUGGCCCGUGUCGCCCCGUGUACGCUCUCCUCCGCUGCAACUGCUUAGAAACGGCAACACGACGCCUCGCCUGAGCGAGCAGGAUCCUCCUCUUAUCAACGUACAGCACCCUAGCCCAUCUCCCGUCCAGCCAGAUUCAUCUCAGUACCUGGCCACCAGCGAAAGCGAAGCAGAGGACCUGCACAUGGCGUCCGGUCUCCGAUCACCGGGCCGCGGGCCUCUGGAAACUGUUCAGGAAGUCAGCCAGACCAAUCCACCAUCUCGCUUCCGUCAUCAGCAGGACUCUCCCUUCUUCGAGCAUGCCGGGGAAAAGUUUUCAUACGCCGACAAUCUAUCAGACGUUGAUGGAGGUCGGACGUUACGAGCCAGACCUAUGCUUCCAGGUUAUGAGAAUGGCGGCGACAGCAGGGCCGAGUCAAGGAGAACGACCUCUGUCCCACCACCCCUCCUCUCGAGGCAGUCGAGUGCCAUUAUGCUCUCCAAGCAAGCCAAAUCUAGGCCUGAGGGUUCUACACAGACAAUGACAGUGGAGACCGAGACUGUAGCAAGCAUUCCCCAGGUGGCGCUGGCCGUAGGCCCAAAGCCUGACGGUAUGAAUGGAACUCUGAGAACGAAGCAGAGCACAGAGACUAUCAAGCCCCCGAAAAAAGAAAAGAAGAGAUCCCGCAAACAACCAGUCAACAGCGGCAACGGAUCAUCCAAGGCAGACAUCUUCGAAGCCAAGAUUGCCAACGCUGUCGAUGAAGCUAAUACCUCCGACUCGGAAGAAACGUUUGUCUAUGAUUCUAACCCCCCUGACGUUGGCGAUCGAGCCUCGCGCCGCUUCCACUCUCGCACUCCUAGUGCAACGUCUAUAGUUAGCCAGAGCGAUCGCCCCAACAUGCGAGUCCUAUAUGGUAUCACAGACAACCAUGUCCCUGCGCCUAAGAAGAGCAUGAAGUUCUCCAAUACUUACGUCAACGGCCCCAUCAACGAUGGUAUGCUGACCGGCGACGAGGAUGGCAGAGGAACCGGCCGCAGUGCCAGCGGUUCUGGCCGAGGAACUGUUCGGCAGCAUCACCACAUUGGCCGUUGGGGUCGACAGCCGGGCAACGGCCAUGCCUCGCUCUUUGACAACGAAUCCCCUUUCCAGAAUAACCCUCGGCCCAAGAUGGUCAACUCUCGUCACUCCUCUGGACCCCCCAGUCCGAGAAAUCACCCCUCCAUGCGGGGACCCCUGAGCUCCAAACGCUCAGCGAUACACAUGUCCUCAAGCUAUGAUUUGGACGAAACCACUGGUGCAGAUGACGAGCACACACCUCUCCUUGAAAACGGCCGCAGCAGAGGACGAUUCAGGCGUGGCCCGCACAACUUGCGGCAGGCCGAGUCACAAUCGUACUCUAGGAGGUCCUCGUAUCUCAAUCGGUUUGCCGCCUGCCUUGUCCUUACCAUGAUGUUCCUCUUAGUCAUUACUGGUGCCAUAGGCUUCAUGUUUGCGACUUCUCAACCCCUGAGCGACAUUGAAAUUGUUUCCAUCCAUAAUGUCGUCACCAGCGAGCAGGUUCUCAUGUUUGAUGUCACCGUCAAGGCGCACAACCCCAACAUUGUGGUUGUCACAAUCGAUCAUGCGAACCUGGAGAUUUUUGCUAAGUCGGAGUAUGGAGGUGCCGAUUCGGACUGGUGGGAUAACCCCGAGGGACCAAAGGACAACUUGGUACGUCCAUUCGACGACCCUGUCAAUGACCCAACCACUCCCGGAGGAGAGGACGAGACGAAACCAAAUAUACUUCUUGGACGCAUUACCGAGUUCGACAGCCCCCUAACAUUUGAGGGAUCACUCUUCCAUCAGGGCCUCUCCUCGUCCACGGGCGAAAUGCAGUUACCAUAUCCCGGUAAUGGGACUGCGGGUGGCUCCAAGCGUUGGGAGCGAAUUUAUCAAAACGAGUUCGAUCUCAUUGUCAAGGGCGUGGUCAAAUAUACUCUUCCUUUGAGCGCACGCAUCCGCAGCGCUACCGUCUCGGGACGAACGACAGUCAAACCAAACUCGGCCAACAAUCCGCCGAAGAAGCCCAAUGUCACAGCACUGAAUUUUGAAGCAUAA